AUGAUAUUAGUUGAAAUUAAAUAAGUUCUUUUAAUAGAUGAAGUUGAUGUUUUCUUUAGUAAAGAUUUUUUUGGAAACAACUAUGAAAUUGUAGCACCAAUCUAAGAUGUAACAAUUGAAAACCUGCUAGAUAAAAUUUGGAGCAAUAAAUCUGAUUGGAAUUUUAGCUUUGAAAAUAUUUCUCAAUCUGAGGAGUAUAAAUAGUGCAUAGAAAAAUUCAAAUAAUAGGCUGAAUUAAUAAAAGAAUAAACAAAAAUAGUUAUUCAUGAUUUUAAAAAUUUCAACAACAUAAUUGUUGAAAAUUAUAAAAUUCAAAAUGACAAAAUAAACUAUAAAAACUAAGAUUAGUAUUUAAAUAAUAUAUCAUAUGGAUAUAGAACUUUAUACACCUACUAUCUUGAAAAUUAGAAUUCAAGAAUUUCAAAUUUUAGCUUAAAGCAAUAAAAAGUAUUUAAAAUUAACUGCGGUAGCUUUAGCUAUUCAGAGUUACCUAAAAAGUUUUUCAUAAUCAAAGGUGUAACUGGAACUUUAGAAACUUUAAGUGGAAAACAAUUAGAAUUAAUUCAAUAAAAUUAUAAAAUGAAUUAAUAUACUUUGAUCCCUUCAGUGUAUGGAAAAAGUAAGUUUUCAUUUAAUGAACAAAAAGAUAUUAAAGCAGUUCCUUUAGAAGAGUAUUAUAAUGCUAUUACAGAUGAGAUAAAUAAAAACUUAGUUGGAAAAAAUAAUGCAAAAAGGGCUGUUCUUGUCUUCUUUUCUACUAAAGAGUCUUUAUUUGAGUACUACAAUAGCUAAUAAUUUAUAGUCUUAAAGUAAAAUUAGUAAACUUAAAUUAUGACAGAAGAAAAUUCUAUUGAAGAAAGAAUGAAAAUUGUAUAUGAUUCAACCUGUUCUGCGGUAAUUACUUUAAUGACUAGGAUAUUUGGUAGAGGUAUAGAUUUUAAAGUCAACGACAUCACCAUAUUUUAAAAUUAUGGAGUUCAUGUAAUCCAAACUUUCUUUUCUGAAGAUAAGUCUGAAGAGACAUAGAUAAAGGGAAGAACAGCUAGAUAAGGCGAAGACGGCACUUAUAGCAUAGUCCUUUAAAAAGAUACUCUUUAAGCUUUCCUUAAAAAUGACAAAGACACAAUGUAAAUAAAUAAACGAGAUUAGAUAUAUGAAGUUCUUGAUAAAAAUCGUGAGAUUAACUUCGAAAAUGACUUCAACAGUAAUUUGGAAUAUUUAACAACUUCAAUUAAGAGUCACAAAUAAUCAGAAAUAUUUUUAAAUUAUUUGAAAGAUCGUAAUUUAAAACAAAUAAGUAAUCAUUUAUUGUAGCUAAAUUAAGGCCCAAAAGAAAAAAGAAAUUCUAAAACUCUUAUUGCAUUAGAUGUAACAGGCUCAAUGGGUAAUCUCAUAACUUAAACUAAAAAUACUAUCUAAACAACCUUUGAAUAAGCAAGGGAUAUCUUAAAAUAAAAAGGUUAUGAUCCUUAAUGCUUUUAAAUAAUGAUAUGCUGCUUUAGAAGUUAUAAUAGUAAAUUUGAGGAGAUAUUAGAAGCUUCAAGUUGGGAAAAUAACCCUGAUAAAUUAAGAUCUUACCUAUAAAAAAUUACAGCUUCUGGUGGUACGUAUCCUGGAGAGUCUGUAGAAGUAGGUUUGUGGUGGGCUAAUAAAUAAAGUGAUGAAAAUCCAAUAGGUUAAGUUAUAGUUUUAGGUGAUUAGCCUGCACAUCUGUAGUAAGAAGCUUAGUCACAUAGAUAAUAACUUGGAUAACUUUAUUGGGAUUCUACUCCUUUAAAAGGUUUAACUUAUUAUGUUCCAGAGUGUUAUAAACUUUAAAGCAAAAAUGUCCCAGUAAAUACUUUUUAUCUAAAUUAAUCUGCAAAAUAAACUUAUGAAGAGAUUGCAAGUCUAACAAAAGGUAUAAGUCAGUUUCUUGAUAUAAAUUCAGCUUAAAGUUCCAAAGAAUUAAAAAAUGCUUUUGUUGAAUAAAUUUUAAAAGAUAUAGGAAAAGAAGAUGGUCGCAGUAAUGAAUUAAUUUAAGCAUACAAAGAAAAAUACUCUUGA
Molecule: messenger RNA, 2046 nt
Organism: Tetrahymena thermophila SB210
Lineage: Eukaryota; Ciliophora; Oligohymenophorea; Hymenostomatida; Tetrahymenidae
Product: helicase carboxy-terminal domain protein
Exons: 2
Biological process (GO): protein targeting
Molecular function (GO): ABC-type protein transporter activity; ATP binding
Source: RefSeq, a predicted model, not a curated record